Molecule: messenger RNA, 945 nt
Organism: Alternaria novae-zelandiae
Lineage: Eukaryota; Fungi; Ascomycota; Dothideomycetes; Pleosporales; Pleosporaceae
Exons: 1
Coding region: 1-945 (314 amino acids)
Source: RefSeq, a predicted model, not a curated record
AUGACCAACCCAACUAUCAACUCUAAUCUCAAGUUCCUGAACAAGAAUAAGCAAAACGACGAUACUACGGAGCAAGCAGACAUCAAAGCCCAGCAGAAUCGGUGCUCCAGUCUCGUCACAUUACCGGUCGAGGCAAUGCCCAAAACUACCACUUCACGCCCCCCUCUCCUCGCUCUACCGGGCGAGAUCAAGUUGAUGGUACUGUCUGAGUACCUACCUUCCAACAAAUUCUUUGUUCGCCCGGAUUUCGAGAGAAAUCAGCUCCAUACCUUCGAUUUCGCGAAACAAGUCUUGCCACUCUUGAUGGCCAUUCCAGAACUGAAGUAUUUGGUAUACGACGUGUUGUUGAAACAGAAUAAGAUCCUAAUAACGACCUCUCCUCGUGGCGGCAUACCAUACCCUCCGGGGUGGAUAAACGCGCUAAUUCCGCGACUAUGCGUGCGCAUACACAUGACUGAGGAGGGUAUACAAUUUCUCCGCCAGCUAGCGACGGGGAAGCUUGGGUUCGAGAAGCUCGUCGAAAUCGAUAUCAGACUUACGGCCGCAAGGAUGAAAGUCAUCUCGACAGAACCUACACUCCUAACACGUCGGUCCAGCGAGCCUCUAGUACCGCAUGUCGCAGUGGUCUUAAAGAAUAUGGAGUCUAUCGUAUUCCCUUUCAAGACCAUCUCAGUAUCUUGCGCAUAUGCUGAUAACGUAGGCUACAGAGACAGCUGGAGAGAUUUGUCGGGUCGAGCAAGCAUACUAGGUGCAUUCGCAAACAAAAUACUGAGCAAGAUCAGCCUAAGCGAGGGAAGAACAAACGAGGAUGUUUCGGAGAGGUAUAGCUGCUAUAGGAACAAAGAUGGCUCCAUACUGAAAGGUGACGAAGACGCGGUGUGGCCUUAUGGGCCGGUCUGCGAGUUGUUCGAGUACACCCACGUGUUACAGAUAACGAUUAAGUAG